Balaenoptera musculus (blue whale) is the source of this 1459-nucleotide messenger RNA. RefSeq names its product alcohol dehydrogenase S chain. Bases 86 to 1213 code for a protein of 375 amino acids. The transcript is spliced from 9 exons. Lineage: Eukaryota; Metazoa; Chordata; Mammalia; Artiodactyla; Balaenopteridae. The record is from RefSeq and is a predicted model, not a curated record. Gene Ontology annotation, biological process: retinol metabolic process; retinoic acid metabolic process. Gene Ontology annotation, molecular function: zinc ion binding; all-trans-retinol dehydrogenase (NAD+) activity. Gene Ontology annotation, cellular component: cytosol.
CUGUGCAAUAUAUCUGUUGUACAUACUUAAGCAGGGAAGAGUCUGUAAGAAUUCACAUCUCCUGGCCUGCAGAGAAAGCAGAAACAUGAGUACAGCAGGAAAAGUAAUAAAAUGCAAAGCAGCUGUGCUAUGGGAGCUCAAAAAACCAUUUUCCAUUGAGGAGGUGGAGGUUGCACCCCCUAAGGCCAAUGAAGUUCGUAUUAAGAUGGUGGCCACAGGAGUCUGUCGCUCAGACGACCAUGCGAUUAAUGGAUCUUUGUUCACACCUCUUCCUGCGAUCAUAGGCCAUGAGGCAGCUGGCAUUGUGGAGAGCAUUGGAGAAGGGGUGACUACAGUAAAACCAGGUGAUAAAGUCAUCCCACUCUUUGUUCCCCAGUGUGGAAAGUGCAGUCUUUGUAAACACCCGGAAGGCAAUUUCUGCCUGAAAAACACUGUGACCAAGCCUCGGGGGACCCUUAUGGAUGGUACCAGCAGGUUCACCUGCAGAGGGAAGCCCAUCUACCACUUCAUCGGCACCAGCACCUUCACCCAGUACACAGUGGUGGAUGAGAUGUCAGUGGCCAAGAUUGAUGCAGACUCACCGCUGGAGAAAGUCUGUCUCAUUGGCUGUGGAUUUUCUACUGGUUAUGGGUCUGCAGUCAAAGUUGCCAAGGUCACCCAGGGCUCCACCUGUGCCGUGUUUGGCCUUGGAGGAGUUGGCCUGUCUGUUAUCAUGGGCUGUAAAGCAGCUGGAGCAGCCAGGAUCAUUGCAGUGGACAUCAACAAAGACAAAUUUGUAAAGGCCAAAGAGGUGGGUGCCACUGAGUGCAUCAACCCUCGGGACUAUGAGAAACCCAUCGAGGAGGUGCUGAAGGAAAUGAGUGGUGGAGGUGUGGAUUUUUCAUUUGAAGUCGUUGGUCGUUUUGACACCAUGAUGGCUGCCUUGUUGUGCUGUCAAGAAGCAUAUGGCGUAAGCGUCAUUGUAGGAAUACCUCCUAGUGCCCAAAAUCUCUCUGUGAACCCCAUGUUGCUGUUGACUGGACGUACCUGGAAAGGAGCUAUUUUUGGUGGCUUUAAAAGUAAAGAUUCUGUCCCCAAACUUGUGGCUGAUUUUAUGGCUAAGAAGUUUCCACUGGAUCCAUUAAUAACCCAUGUUUUACCCUUUGAAAAAAUAAAUGAAGGAUUUGACCUGCUUCGCUCAGGAAAGAGUGUCCGUACCGUCCUGACAUUUUGAGACUAUACACAUGCCUUCACUUGUAGCAGUCUCCCGGCUCCUCCAUCAUCUGAAACAUCAGCCAAACAUCAUCAAUAAUUCUAUUCUUCAGAGAUACUACCAAUAAAUUACACAUGGGGGCUUUCCAAAAGAAAUAAAAUUAAUGUGAAAUCAUUUUUUAAGCAAAUGCUUAAAAUUCAAGUGAGAGCUAGAUGAACCAUCACAUGGGUAAUUGAGUCCAAUAAACCCUCCUUCUUAAUCAUUCUA